AUGAAGCCCUCUGUCGCUUUUCUGCUCCUGAUGUUAGGAGCUGUGAUGAACGUCCAACCGGCGCAGGAAAAAGCAUCCCUGCUCUACCCCUACGGUCCGGAGCAGCACGACCAGAAGAACCCCAAACUUGACGAUGGGUCAUCAAAGAAGGUCUCCCUCGCCGUGCCCUUCACCUUCUACGGCAAGGAGUACCGAUCCCUUUACGUGAACAACAACGGUGUCAUUUCCUUCGACACCCGGGUCAACCAAUACACCCCCGACCCCUUCCCCCUGGCCGAUGGACGCACCUUCGUGGCCCCAUACUGGGCGGACGUGGACAACGUGAGGGGAGGGGAUGUCUUCUACCGAGAGACCACUGACCCGACGCUGCUGGCACGCAUCACCAAGGACAUCAACCAAUACUUCCCCAAGAUCCCUUACACGGCCACGUGGGCUUUCGUGGCCACCUGGGACCACGUGGCCUACUACGGCUCUACCACCAAUAAGGGCAACACCUUCCAAGCCAUCCUGACCACCGACACCAAGACGUCCUUCAUCAUCCUCAACUAUUGGGAUAUCCAGUGGACUACCGGGGCGGCAAGUGACGGUGACGCUGAAACAGGUCUCGGAGGCACCCCGGCCCACGCCGGCUUCAACAGCGGAGAUGAAACCAAUUUCUACAACAUCCCUGGCUCCCAGACUGAUGCCAUCAUCAACAUCACCAAGACCUCCAACGUCAACGUCCCAGGGCGUUGGGUCUUCCAAGUCGAUAACUUUAAGAUAAAUCAAAGCGUCCGAGGCGGAAGGACCGUCCCCGUCGUCCCCGUCCCCAUCAUCCCCCAUCACACGCGGAGGACGAGGUCGCCCAGCGGGACGCGUCGAGCGAUAAAAUUGGGAUACGGGAGCAAUAAAAUUGCAGCUGAGACAUGGCGGCUCCUGCGUCGUCUUCAUUUCUCACGCGUGGCCGUGCGCUUUGAGGAGCUAGGGUUGCCCAAUCCGACUUUAUGGAUGAUGAAGGCACUGAUGGCAAAUUCUCCUCUUCCUCGGGCUUUUCUAGGUGUUUUUUACUUGCUCAACGUCGCUGCGUCGGCUCCACAUCACCUGGGGGAAGACUUUGUGGUGGCCUACAUGCAAAACGGUUUGCAGCAGACCCUCAACAGCGACUUCAAGCUGCUCAUCACAGGUUAUUCGCCCUUCACGUCUGUCACCAUCUCCAUGAAGAAGCCGGGCUUGAGGAUGACGGUGCAGGUGACCACAGGCCAAACCAUCCUGGUGAAGGUCCCACCUCAAGCGGAGAUGGUGGGAAGUAAAACCUUUGACAACACCGUGGUGGUGAGGGCCAACAACGCCAUCUCCUUGGUGAUGGUCAAUGAGAAACCCACCUCGGUUGACUCAGCCGUGGUCUACCCGGUGCACAACUGGGGCACAGAGUACCAUGUCGUGACACCCAACGUGGGCACCGACCGCUAUGGCGAGUUCGUGGUGGCCGCCUGGGACGAGCCCACCGUGGUUGACGUCCACCUCAAAGCCGCGGUGACCUACCAAGGCCGGUCUUACCCCCGGGGCUCAGUUCUCUCCAUCAGACUGGAGCCCUUCCAAGCAGCCCAGCUCCAAAGCCCAUCUGAUAUGUCCGGCACGAGGAUCGUGGCGCAAAAACCCGUAGCCGUCUUCACUGGCCACACUUGCUUGGCCAGGUUCGCCCACUGCGACCAUUUGGUGGAGCAGCUCCAACCUCUUUCCAGCUGGGGCACCACCUUCAUCGUGCCGCCGUUGCCUUUCGAGACUCAGUCUGACAUCGUCUACGUCUCCACCUCCCAGCCGACGCGAGUGGAGUCUCAACACGGGGUGACCAAGUCCGUUCGGGAGCUACGGCCCAGCCGGUCAACGCUCUACGGACUCCAAGCCUUAAAUACCUUGUACCUCUCUGCCAACGCUGGCAUCCAGGUCAUUUUUUUUGCCGACGGAGGUAAUAAAGAUGCCAUCUUUUACGACCCGUUUUUUAUGACCAUCCCAGAUGUCUCCAGCUACUGCCACUCCUACAAAAUCUUUGCCCUGGAGGGUUACGAUAAUUACGCCCUGCUGAUCGCCAAAACCUCGGAGACAUCCGGGUUGAUGCUCAACAAAACGCCGUUGAGAAACGUCGCGUGGAAACCUGUCCCGGGCACCGAUUACUCGUGGGCCGGGCAGAGUUUGGGCGGUCAUUUUGCCGUCCAUACGGUGGAGCACAAGACGUCUCCCUUUGGAUUGCUCAGCGUAGGGAUUCGGGAGCAAAAAGCCUACGGGUCGGCAGCUGUUUGCGACAGCGAUCCCUGCCAGCUCGUCCAAUGCCGCGCGAAGGAGACGUGCAAGAUGGAGAAGGGGGAGGCGGUGUGCGUGCACGACUACAUGGGAACCUGCAUGGGGUCGCAGUCCCUGCAAUACCACACCUUCGACGGGAUGACCGUGGACAUCCGGGGCGGUUGCACCUACACCAUCGCCAAGUAUUGCGGCAACGAUCCCACCCUGGUGCCGUUCGUCGUGGAGGAGAAGAAGAGCGAAGGCGAUUUGAAGGAGUGGUUGACCCACAUCUACGUGUACUCCUACAACAUCUCCAUCCACAUCGGAGAGGGAGGUAAAAUCCAGGUCAACAACAAACCCACCAACCUACCAGCCACCCUGGAAGCGGGGAAGAUCCAGAUCUCCCAAAACGAGGGUCGGACCAUCCUGCAAACGGAUUUUGGGCUGCAGGUGACCUACGAUGAAGACUGGGCCAUAAUGGUGGCGGUGCCCAGCAGUUAUUUUGGGGGCACCUGUGGACUCUGCGGCAACUUCAACGAGGACUCGGAGGACGAGGUGACACUUUCUGAUGGAGCUCAGGCUUCCAGCGUGGAGGAUUGGGCUGAGAGCUGGCGAGAUCCCUCCUGCCAAGAUGAUUGUGAAGACCAGGAGACGCUGCAGGACACAGCAGGCUGCGCUCAGAAAUGCCCCCAAAACAGCCACUUCGAAGCCUGCGGCACGGCGUGCCCCCCCACCUGCACCGACCCCAAAGCCCCCGCGUCCUGCGGCGAGCCGUGCACGGCCGGCUGCCGGUGCAACGAGGGCUUCGUCCUCCACAACGACUCCUGCGUCCCGGUGGAGACCUGCGGUUGUUUCCACAACGGUCGGUCCUACAAGGUCAGGGAGGAAUUUUGGGAGGACGGGAGUUGCCAGAGCCGGUGCCGUUGCAAAGCCAACGGGGCGGUGGAGUGCGAGGAGGUCUUCUGCAGCGCCCACGAGGAGUGUCGAGUAGAGGACGGGGUGCUGGGGUGUUACCCCGCCGGUUACGGGCGGUUGGUGGUCUCCGGCGACCCGCACUAUGUGACGUUCGACGGGAGAGCCUUCGACCUCCAGGGCUCCUGCACCUACGUCUUGGCGCGGGUCUGCAAGCCGGAGCGGCGGCUGACGAAUUUUUCGGUGGUUUUGGAGCACGACGUGGGCGGUCGGGGUAACGUGGCGCUGAUGAAGAAGGUGGUCAUCUCCAUCCACGGGUACACGGUCGGCAUGGAGAGGGGAAAGAAGUGGGAGGUGACGGUGGACGGGGAGCGCUACACGCUGCCGCUGGUGACGGAGGACAAGAAGCUACGGAUCGGCCAAGAAGGCAACAACGUCGUCCUCCAGUCGGCCGCUGGGCUCCGGCUCCUCUACAACGCGGCCACCUACCUCCUCGUCACCAUCCCCGACUCCUACCGGGGUCGCGUGUGCGGACUGGGGGGCAACUACAACGGGGACCCCGGUGACGAUUUCCAGCUGCCCGGCGGUUCCCUGGCGCAGAGCACCGAGGAAUUCGUUACCUCCUGGAAGACGCCGGUGAAGGACCGAGCGUGUACCGACGGCUGCCACGGCAAGGCUUGCCCCGCGUGCGACGCCGCCGACGCCGCUCCCUACGGCGCCGGCGAUUCCUGUGGGCUCAUCCGGGAUCCGGCGGGACCUUUUGGGUCUUGUCACCCACGGGUGAGCCCGGUGGAGUAUUUCAACCAUUGCGUCCAUGACGUCUGCGCCGCCAACGGCGCGCAGGACAUCCUGUGCCAAAGCCUCCAAGCCUACGUCGCCGCUUGCCAAGCCGCUGGGGCCGAGAUCGGCAGGUGGAGAACGACCACUUUUUGCCCCCUCUCCUGCCCGCCGCAUAGUCACUAUGAGCUCUGCACCCGUACCUGUGACUUCACCUGCGCCAGCCUAUCCGUGCCAGCCCCAUGUAGCUGGACGUGCUUUGAGGGCUGCCAGUGCGAUGACGGUUACCUCUUCGAUGGAGAAGCCUGCGUGUCCCUGGAGCAGUGCGGCUGCAUGCACCAGGGACGGUAUUUCAAGGCGGGCGAGACCAUCAUCUCCAGCAACUGCUCCAAGAAAUGCAAUUGCCACCUCUCCCAGGGACUCGUUUGUGAGGACAUACGGUGUCCGCCGGACGAGGUCUGUGCCACGCGGGACGGGGUACAGCAGUGCGUCAGGCGGGAAGGUCAGUGCCGGGUCUCCCCGGGGGCCACCUUGACCACGUUUGAUGGCGCCGGUGGAAAGCUCCUGGCCAGCGGCACCUACAAAGUCGCCGCCCUUUGCGACGAGCAGUCGCCCAACUGGUUCAAGGUGGUGGUGGAUGUCAGCGAGUGCCGGGAUGACAGCAUCCCGGCUGCCGUGGCCGUCUUCAUCUUCUUCCGCGAAGCUUUCAUCACUGUGAAUAACAACAUGGAGGUGUGGGUGAAUGGUCUUUUCACCCGCCUUCCAACUGCGGUGUCCGAUGCCAUCUCCUUGAGCGCGGUGGCGGGGAACAUCACCGUCUCCCAUACGUCAGGGAUGGAUGUGGUCUUCAGCCCCAACGGGGAGGUGACGGUGACCGUAGGGGCCUCCUUGGUCAACCGACUCUGCGCUCCCUGUGGCAACUUCAAUGGCGACCCCAGCGAUGACCUGAAGCUGCCUGAUGGCCGGACCGUGAGGAACAUCGCAGAGGUUGUCGAUGCCUGGAAAGCCAGGGAUUUUGCGGGAUGCCGUGCCUCCAACCUCGUGCGGAUGGAAGUGGAAGCCCCCGUCUACCCUAUGCAGUAG
Messenger RNA from Haliaeetus leucocephalus (bald eagle), 5028 nucleotides. RefSeq names its product IgGFc-binding protein-like. Bases 1 to 5028 code for a protein of 1675 amino acids. Lineage: Eukaryota; Metazoa; Chordata; Aves; Accipitriformes; Accipitridae. The transcript is spliced from 17 exons. Gene Ontology annotation, biological process: cell-matrix adhesion. Gene Ontology annotation, molecular function: protein binding. The record is from RefSeq and is a predicted model, not a curated record.